Messenger RNA from Mesocestoides corti, 2115 nucleotides. Lineage: Eukaryota; Metazoa; Platyhelminthes; Cestoda; Cyclophyllidea; Mesocestoididae. The record is from the annotation of a GenBank genome assembly.
AUGCCAGAAAUGUCUCGACUUGGUAUGCGUCGGAAUCAGGCACAGCCAGAUACGUUGCCUGCACCACUGGAAAAGGUCACCGUCUUAGGAAAGCCCCUGUUCAAAGCAGGUCUUGAACUCUGUUGGCAGGUCUAUGAGGCCAAACUCCAGAGUUCAAAAGAGGCAUGCUCUGCUUUCGUUCUGCCCAAAUUCGUCACAGAUAAGGCCGGAAAGACGCGAAAGGUUGACAUAAAUUUCGAAGCCUGUCGUAAGGAAAUCGAAGCACUUCGCAUUCACCAUCAUAAGAGAAUUUUAAAAAUCUUCUCUGAGGCAGAAGAAAACUGCUAUUAUCUUUCAUGGACCUGUGAACCCUUAACCGGCACUCUCCAGACCCUUCUUGAAAAAUCUCCUAAAGGCAUCACUGAUGCUCUGCGUUACCUACACGGAACCCAAAAUCUGAUGCACUGUAACCUCUGUCCUUCGUCAAUAUUCAUCAACAUUCGGUCGCAAUGGAAGCUGGGCGGUUUUGCGCUGGUGGAAAGCACCACAGACUCAACGAAAAACAAAGCCAACUUUACGGGGUUUAAUCCGAAAGGAGGGCGUAAUUUGCAACCAGACUUGGACUAUAUUGCUCCAGAGGUUCAACUGCACCAUGCGAUGUCACCCCUGGCUGACAUCUUCUCCCUUGGCAUGGUAAUCUGCUCCAUUUUCAACGGCGGUGUCUCACUCCUUCGUUGCGAAGGCAAUGUGGCAAAUUACGUAAAGUCCAUUCAAGCUAUUCCCCAAAGGUUUCUAGAGAUAAGCGAUCGUAUUCCAAAGCCACUGAUUGAACCCGUAAGGAAAAUGAUCAGUCAAGAUGUCCGAGAAAGGCCAACCUCUCAACUUCUUGCAUUGGCAAGUUUUGUAUCCAAAUUUUACCGGUUCUAUAACCUGUAUAAGAAGGUGCUGCCUUUGCUGUGGGACUGGUAUGACAAUCAUCCCGACCUCCAAUCCUUUGUCGUACCCUCAAUAUUAGCAACUGCACACAUUGCUGAAAAAGAAGACUUCGAGACGCAUCUUCGAGAGCGACUCUGCUCAGUGCUCAAAGGUCCUAAGAGCAAACAGGAUACCGUGAGAAAUGCUGUGCAUGUCUUAUAUAACUACCUUGGUCCAGAGGAACUGGAAAAUAAAGUCUUUCCACGGCUAAAGGAUGCAAUUUUAGAGAACGAAUCAUCAGAUCUGGUACAAAAUGCAAUGUUGGAGUGCAUAGACAGUCUCGUUCCCCACUGCAGACCGGCUUUUGUGAGCAAGGAACUGCUUGCGUUUUUGGCCUCGAUGCCCACCGCGAAUACCGAGGUCGUUCUGAAUGUUGCAAGCAUUUUCCGGCGAGUACUUUGCAGCUGCAAAUUCCACGUGCCCUACACACUCAUCGCAACGGAGCUACUCCCUCCGUUAAUACCACUCCUCAUUUUGAAGAAGCUGAGUCUAAUGGAAUUUAGAACGCUACUGUGCGUCGUUCGCCUGAUGCUUGAGCAAAUUGAUCACGGAAGAACCAUUGAAUAUUCACGAAAGAAAAGUCUCAGCGCAGACGACGGCAUAAUGGACUACAACGCAAGAUCAAACACCUCGUACUACAGAAACCUCCCCUUGAUAUCCAUGCAGCAGCCCACCGUCGACUUCUCCCGAAGUCCACCAAACCAGGAAUGCACGAGCACCGCACGUCCGCGUUCACACUCUUCAGGUGGUCUGCAGUGCCUGCGACCUCAGGAUAAGACAAGCAGCAACCCCAACUUUGGUCAGCGUCUGUCGACGAGUCUGCUUUCCAAACCGUCCCGUGCCGCCUCGUGGAAUAACUCAAUCACAGCACUUGCAGCUCCUGAACGAAGGCGUUCAUCCGGUGGAAACACCACUCGAAUUUUGAAAGAACGCUACAGUUAUCUAACUGUGGAAAAUCAUGGAGUCGCGGGAUUCCUUGACCCUCGCCGACAUAGCUACGAAUUCUCCGCCACCUCCUCAGCCAAUUCACUUCUUACUGGCGGGAUUUGUGAAGGUCCCUUCUCGUCCAGUCUACUUCAAUCUGGCCAAAUCAGUCGACGACCUUCUGCUCCCAUUUUUGGCCAAAAUAUCAGUUCGACCAACCUGCUCAACAGACGCUGA